ACGAAUCCACUUCGGUCAUCUCGACAAGUGCACACAUAAAAACAGCUUCCGAAAAAAGAGGUUUUCUUAUCGACAUAUAAAAGUCUACGAUUUUUCGGUUGGGGUUUAGUUUUGAUUUUACUUCCGGCGAAUAAAUUUUGGAUAAACGAUGAAGAAAUUUCUUUGGAUUAUCGCGUACUCGAUAGUUCUGGUGAAUGUGAAAUGUGAAAGUUAUGGCAAUUCUCUUUUGUAUUAUCCAAGUGCUCCUCAACAACACUUCCAACUCCCCUCUGGAUACUCAGGAUUACAAAAUCAACAGUUCUACAAUGCACCAUUAACACUGGGCAGUAAUAGGUUUAAUGCUGGACAAUAUUCUCAACAGCAGUUUGGAUCAGGAUUUCAAUACCAGCAACCAGUGGAUUAUACUCGAAGCUUCCAGCCUUUCCAAUUUCAGCAGCCUCAGUACCAGCAACAAUUCAAUUCCUUCGGUGCAAAACCGAAUGCGUUUGGUGGGCGCUCAGCACAUCGCUCUCAUCGCUUACAGCAUCUUUACACCAAGGCAAUUCCAUCCAGUUCCUCCAACCAGCAAGCAUCAGUUGCCUCAACUCGGCUCAAACCUGUAGCUCCGACAUUGACCUUGCCAACUCCAUCGUUCCUACGGCAAUCUAGCAAACUUCUAACUCCAGCCGCGGAUAAUUACUUUGCCCCGACUCCUCAGCCAAUUCAGUCUAUUCAAGUGUCUGGCACCAUUGCUUCUGCACCAGCAUUUCCGUCAAUUCCAGCAGCUCCUCCGCUGCCUCCAAUCCCUACUGCUUCUCAAUUUGCAACCAAAUCUCCUAAACAACUCUUCUCGAGCAGUGCAGACUUCUCUAUGACCAGCUCAGUACCUUUUGCUGAAGGACAUUCUAUUGGGAAUAACAUUGCAUAUACCUACAACUCUGGAUUCGGAGCGGCACAACCCCAAACUUUUCUUUCAAGUGCUGGUGAUUUUGCCACUUUAGGUGCUAGUUCCUCCCAACUCCUUACAAAUCAAGGUAUUCAAGGUUACAACUACCAAACUCCCGCUGCCCCAGCAACGGCAUCUUUCAAUGCAAGUCCUUAUUCCUUGGGAGGUUUAGAAUACAGCAACUUAGGAGUUAACAGUGGAGAUCUAUAUGGGAAUGACUUCUCCAAUUUGUUCAGCAAUGUGUUUAAGCGCGAGUCGAAACCUUCAGAUAGUCGACGGCAGGUUCCAACAAAAACGAUAAAAAAAACGGCCAGUUCUUAAGCUAGGACUUUUGAUAUAACUAGGAAUCAAUUUACAAGUAUUUUACGCUGUAAAUGUAGUCUGUAUGUAAUUUUAAGCAAUUAUGUUAAUUAACUUAAUAUAAAAUAUUUAUGCAAUCUAUA
Molecule: messenger RNA, 1368 nt
Organism: Hermetia illucens (black soldier fly)
Lineage: Eukaryota; Metazoa; Arthropoda; Insecta; Diptera; Stratiomyidae
Exons: 2
Coding region: 149-1246 (365 amino acids)
Source: RefSeq, a predicted model, not a curated record